This is a messenger RNA of Colletotrichum spaethianum, 1845 nucleotides long. Its product is annotated as short chain dehydrogenase asqE. Gene Ontology annotation, molecular function: phosphatidylinositol binding. NCBI's taxonomy places the organism in Eukaryota, Fungi, Ascomycota, Sordariomycetes, Glomerellales, Glomerellaceae. Bases 1 to 1845 code for a protein of 614 amino acids. The transcript is spliced from 3 exons. The record is from RefSeq and is a predicted model, not a curated record.
AUGCAACGGGUCUCGAGCUUUCUCCCUUCCUGGGACGCCAGGAGGAGAAGCAACGCCAGCACAACGAGCAACGGCCGAAGCAGCAUCGUCACCGCAAACGGCAUCAGGUCCCCCCUCGAAAAGGUCUUCCGCUGGUCUAGCAAGCCUCCCGCACCACUCACAACCGCCGCCCUCGCCUCGGCCACCUCACGUAUUGGCCGGGAGGCUUUCUGGCCCGCCACGCUCGAUGCCGAAUGCGAUCGCUCUGCUCGCAUACUGAAGUCGUUUUGCUCCGACGGCUUCCUGGCACCGUUGGAUGACCUGCCCAACACCGACGCCAACGCCGAACCUAAAACACCUGCAAGAAUCUUCAAAAAGAUACCUUCUCGGAUAAUUCAAAAUGCCGCCGGCAUCGCCGUUUUCACCUGUAUGCGAUCUGGUCUGUGGAUGACCGGAUCGGGCGGCUCGGGCAUUCUCAUCGCCCGCAAAGCUGACGGCACCUGGUCACCACCCUCCGGCAUUCUCUUGCACACCCCUUCACUAAGCUUUAUUAUGGGCAUUGACAUUUACGACUGUGUCCUGGUAAUCAACAACAUCGCCGCUCUUGAAGCACUAAUCACUAAACCGACUGUUACCUUGGGAGAGGAUAUUGGUCUGACUGCCGGACCGCUGGUGGCACUGGAAUCAACAGAAUCGGACAACAAGUGGAAGGAUCUCGACAACACCGUCCUCACGUACAUGAAGGCGAGAGGACAAACCCAGAACGUCAACUUGAACGGCUGUAUCCUGACCGAGCGAGGAAACGAAAACGAGAGGUUCUAUGGCGCCAACGUGACGGCCAUGGACAUUGUCGCAGGAAAUGUGUCGAGGCAUGUGGAGGAGACACGCCCGCUAUUUGAGGUUAUCAAGGAAGCCGAGGGAAGGAUCGACGCCGACCAGGCCAUUCUGAAGAAGCUAUCAGCGCUGCCGGCACCCGGAGACGCAAUGAUCGAGACGCCAAGGAGCUCGCCGGCAUCGCCGAAAACUCCCUUCGGUAUUCCCCUCGCAGACGAUCCGGACCCCUUUGGCGUUCUUGCUUUGGAAAUGGCGGGUUUGGAGAUUCGCGAGGCCGGUACACGCCUUCGCCCUACGAGUAGCCAGUUCGAGUUCCAUCCGGCUCCCACAAGCCCGGCCUUUUCACGAUUCCGGCAGAGCGGGGAGACGUUCACGACAAAGAGCAACCGAGGCAGUCUCAUGUCAACGAAGACGAGUCGCACCAAAAUGUCCGAAGCGUGGACACAAACAAACGCGACGGGCACGCCAGACACCUCGCCGAGUCAAAGUCAGAACCAGAGCGAGGACGGUGCCUCCAUCAGUAGCCUUCCUGUUCUGAUGGAACCGGAAGAGCCGGAGGAAGUGGACUACACCAAGAUUGAUUUCACUCCGCUGAGGCAGAUCAGCGGCAGCCACUCGAUUGAGGGAACCGUCAUGACGGACAGCGACGACCACUUGCGAACCGGCAUGAGCACCAUGGACGACGCAGCCACCAAGGCCUCCAGCGUUUACACCAAGGACGAUUCCAUCGACUCAUCCUCCAUUCGAAGCGGCUCAGACAGGAUCCCGUCGAUUACGGAGACGGCGCCAGCUUUGUCUGACGACGAGAAGUUGGAGAGAACCGACUCUACAUUGAUUGAGAAGACACAGCACGAAGAUGAUGUGUCUGCUCCCCAGACACCUACGACCCACGAGCUAGAGCGGGCGACGCCUCUGGCGCCUGGAGCCUUCCCGGAUGAAGGAGAUUUCCUGACUCCUCUCGGCACUCCACUGAAAGAAAUUUCGAGCAUUGAGUCGAGGCAUACCGCCCCGAAAGCAGUCAACGUUGCAUGA